Papilio xuthus (Asian swallowtail) is the source of this 1788-nucleotide messenger RNA. RefSeq names its product UDP-glucuronosyltransferase 2B15-like. Gene Ontology annotation, molecular function: UDP-glycosyltransferase activity. The record is from RefSeq and is a predicted model, not a curated record. NCBI's taxonomy places the organism in Eukaryota, Metazoa, Arthropoda, Insecta, Lepidoptera, Papilionidae. Bases 238 to 1788 code for a protein of 516 amino acids. The transcript is spliced from 4 exons.
UCAUUGAUACAUCUAACAACUAUUAAUUUAUUCAAACUGCAACUCUUUGUAAAAGCAAGUCGUCUUUAUACAGAGAAUUGCAAGUAACGUUUCAUUUAGAAAUAAGAAGCAUAAGUGUUAAGCUGGAUUAUAUUUUUAACCCAUCCACGGAUCAAUUUGAUAACAUACAAAUCACGUAUAAAAGAAAAGACGAAUUAUUUUAUGUGCCCGUAAAUGUUUAAAAGUGGAAUCUAAAAAAUGAAGUUUUUUGUGGUUUUGCUUUUAGUGAUUAUUGGUGACUUUGUUAAAUCGGCAAACAUUUUGGCAGUGUAUCCAUGUCCGUCCAUCAGUCACCAAGUUGUGUUUCGUCCAAUAACACUAGAAUUACUUAAACGAGGACAUAAAGUGACAGUUGUCACUUCUGAUCCAAUGUACCCGAAAGGUGGACAUGAAAAUCUGACAGAAAUCGAUGUACAUGACAGAUCUUACGCUGCGUUGAAAAAAUACUUUGUCUCUCAUGUAACUGGAAGUAAUUGGGAUUUAUUAAAUCAAGUGAAAGGUAUUCUCGAUCUUCUUUCUGUUAGCUUUGAAGAGCUAAUGAAAACAAAAGAAGUUCAAGAUCUUAUAAAUAGUAAAGAAAAAUUUGAUUUGAUUUUAUUAGAAUCGAUAUACCCUCAAGGUUUAGCAAUUUCACAUACAUUUAAAGCACCAACAAUACUAAUAAGUUCAUUCGGACCAUAUGUAGAUAGUUAUAACAUAAUGGGAAUACCAACAAAUCCAAUUUUAUACAACCAUAUGUUUCGGCAGAGACUUUACAAUUUAACUUUGUUAGAUAAAUUAACUGAAUUCUACAAUCAAUUGGUAAUUCAUUAUGAAUUAAAAAAGAGAGAAGAGAUAGAGAAUGAUUUGCUUAAAAAGUAUUUCGGACCAGAUAUUCCGUCUUUAGGUGUUUUAAAAAAUUAUGCUGACAUGUUGUUUAUUAAUAUACAUCCUGUUUGGGAAGGGAAUACUCCAGUACCGCCAAAUGUCAUACAUAUGGGUGGAUUACACAUGAAGAAACCAAAAAAAUUAACCCAGGAUCUUCAGCAAUAUCUGGACGCGUCAGACAAUGGUGUGAUUUACUUUAGUUUUGGGACAAACGUACAACUAUCUUUGCUGCCGCAAAAUAAAAUAGAGAUAUUUGAAAAUGUACUUUCUCAAUUACCUUACAAUGUCAUUUGGAAACGAGAUACAGAGAGUGUUUUUAUAAAAUCGAAGAAUGUUAAAAUAUAUAAAUGGCUACCUCAAGCUGAUUUGUUAAGGCAUCCAAAUAUUAAAUUGUUCAUAACACAAGGAGGCUUACAGUCAACUGACGAAGCGAUCACAGCUGGUGUUCCUCUCCUUGGUAUACCAAUGCUAGGCGAUCAGUGGUACAAUGUUGAAAAAUAUGUUUAUCAUGGAAUUGGGCAAAGACUUUAUUUCGAAGAGCUUACCGAAGAAAAGUUGAAAAAUGCAAUUUUAGAUGUAGCUGAAGAUAACAGAUACAAGGAUAACAUAAUUAGUCUCCGUUCCCUAAUGUUGGAUCAACCACAGGCGCCUCUGAACAGAGCCAUGUGGUGGAUCGACUACGUGCUGAGACAUGGCGGCGCAAAGCACCUGAGAGCCCCCGCCGCUAACAUUACCUGGACUGAAUACCUAGAACUAGAUCUUAUGUUAUUCAUCGCUUGUUCUUUUCUUAUUCUAUUUGGAUUUACAUUCUCAUUAUUAAGAAUUCUAGUUUCAAUCGUAUCUUCGAAAAUCAAACUUGAUAAUAAACUAAAGAAUGAAUAA